Hypanus sabinus (Atlantic stingray) is the source of this 2255-nucleotide messenger RNA. RefSeq names its product zinc finger protein 229-like. Gene Ontology annotation, biological process: regulation of transcription by RNA polymerase II. Bases 468 to 1673 code for a protein of 401 amino acids. Lineage: Eukaryota; Metazoa; Chordata; Chondrichthyes; Myliobatiformes; Dasyatidae. Gene Ontology annotation, molecular function: RNA polymerase II cis-regulatory region sequence-specific DNA binding; DNA-binding transcription factor activity, RNA polymerase II-specific. The record is from RefSeq and is a predicted model, not a curated record. The transcript has 2 exons.
CCUCCUGGUCUGAACUUUUCUACCCGUGAGAACAUGUUUUGACUCAUUCUCUCUGGGAAGGUUAAAAAUGACAAGGAAUUUGUUAAUGGAAAUUCAAACACAACACACCAGUUUUGCUGUCUCUGUCUAGAUAUUUAAGAAGUGCAACAAGGGAUUCAAUCAACAAUCCUUCCUGCUCAGACUGUGGGGAGGAAUUCACUCAGUCAUCUAACCGACUGGCACGCCUGUUAUUUUACACGGGGCAGUGGCCAUUCACCUGCUCAGACAGUGGGAAUGGAUUCAGUUGGUCAUCACAACUGAAGGUACAUCAGCAAAUUCACACUGGGACAAGGCCAUUCACCUGUUCUGUGGGUGAGAAGGGAUUCAGUCGGUCAUCCCACCUGUGGACACACCAGUCAGUUCACACUGGGCAGAGGCUGGUCAUCUGCUGAAUUUGUGGGGAAGGAUUCUCUCGGUCAUCUGACCUAAUGGCUCAUCAGCGAGUUCACACCGGGGAGCGGCCGUUCACCUGCUUGGACUAUGGGAAGAGAUUCACUGAAUCAUCUAAGUUGAAGGUACAUCAACGAGUUCAUACUGGGGAGAGGCCAUUCACCUGCUCAGACUGCGGAAAGGGAUUCACUCGGUCAUCUCACCUACUGCUACAUCGGUUAGUUCACACUGCAGAGAGGGAUUUCACCUGCUCAGAUUGUGGGAAGAGAUUCACUCACUCUUCCACCCUACAGAGACACCAGUCAGUUCACACCAGGGAGAGGCCGUGCACCUGCUCAGUCUGUGGGAAGAGAUUCACACAGUCAUCACACCUACAGAGACACCAGCAAGUUCACACUGGGGAGAAGCCUUUCACCUGCUCAGACUGUGGGAAGAGAUUCACACAGUCAUCCACCCUACAGAGACACCAGUCAGUUCACACUGGGGAGUGGCGGUUCACCUGCUCAGAAUGUGGGAAGGGAUUCACACAGUUAUCCAAAUUACUGGCACACCAGUCAGUUCACAGUGGGGAGUGGCCAUUCACCUGCUCAGACUGUGGGAAGGGAUUCGCUCGGUCAUCUGAUCUACAGAUACACCAGCGAGUUCACACUGGCGAGAGGCCGUUUACCUGCUCAGUCUGUGGGAAGGGAUUCCAUAAAUCAUCCAACUUUCAUAGACACCAGCAAUUUCACACUGGGGUGAAGCAGUUCACCUGCUCAGACUGUGGGAAGGGAUUCAGUCGGUCAUCCUCACUAUUGGCACACCAGUCAGUUCACACUGGGGAGUGGCCAUUCACCUGCGCAGAAUGUGGGAAAGGAUUCACUCAGUCAUCUGAACUACUGGUACAUCAGUCAGUUCACAGUGGGGUGUGGCCGUUCACCUGCUCAGAAUGUGGGAAGGGAUUCACUCAGUCAUCCAACCUACAGAGACACCAGUCAGUUCACACUGGGGAGAAGCCGUUCACCUGCUGUGAAUGUGGGAAGGGAUUCGCUCGGUUAUCUGAUCUACAGAUACACCAGCGAGUUCACACUGGGGAGAGACCAUUCACCUGCUCAGUCUGUGGGAAGGGGUUCCAUCAAUCAUCCAACCUUCAUAGACACCAGCGAGUUCACACUGGGGUGAAGCCGUUCAACUGCUGUGAAUGUGGGAAGGGAUUCACUCGGUCAUCCUCACUAUUAGCACAUCAGCGAGUUCACAGUGGGUAGAGACCGUUCACCUGCUCAGAACGUGGGAAGGGAUUCACUCAGUCAUCCAAUCUACAGAGACACCAGCAAGUUCACUUCGGGUAAAGGCCGAUCACCUGCUGAGACAUUGGGAAGUGUUUUCUCAGCCAUCUCCAUCAAAUGUGCAUCGUUGGGUUCACACUGUGGAGAGGCCGUUCACCUGCUGUGAAUGUGGGAAGGGAUUCACUCAGUAAUCUAACCUUGUGACACACUAGUGGGUUCACACUGGGGAGAAAGUUUCAAUAAGCUGCAUGCUGGAUAUUUGUCCAUCACUGUUGCAGAAUGCAAUUUCGAGAGUGACUGUCGGUGCUGAACUCUGCAAUCAUUGCUGCUAUACACCACACACAGUUCUGCACCCUGGUCACUGGGCAUGGGAGGAGUUUCUUCUGCUCCACAUUCACCUUUAAUGGAACUGGAUCUGAGACAAAUAAAUCAAUUCUAUUUUAAACUCUGUCUCUGGUACUUAGUGCAUUUAUAACACGCCUAGUGUACAGUAGAGAGUCAACUCAGGCCAGCUGGACCCUGCCAGUUAUUCAUUUCCAUGACAGUCUAUUUAAAUCCCGC